This is a messenger RNA of Triticum aestivum (bread wheat), 1908 nucleotides long. RefSeq names its product protein FAR-RED IMPAIRED RESPONSE 1-like. The coding region runs from base 1 to 1908 and encodes 635 amino acids. The transcript is spliced from 8 exons. Lineage: Eukaryota; Viridiplantae; Streptophyta; Magnoliopsida; Poales; Poaceae. The record is from RefSeq and is a predicted model, not a curated record.
AUGGCCGCCCACCCACGAUCUACGUCGCCGCCUCCCUCCGCGCAGUACGCCUGCUACGACCAACCGUCGUCCUCACGCCGUCGACACCUGCCUCCGCCUGCCAGCAACUUCAGACCGUCAUCGGAAGAAAUGGAUCCGGCUGAAAUCCUGGCUGCCGUGCAAGAGUUAGAGGAGGAGGGCGAUUAUGAUGGCAAUGAUUACGACGAGGACAACGAAACCUCGUCACUGAAUAUGGAUGAACCUGCUGAGGAGAACUACAUGAGUUUGGAUGAAUCUUAUAGUGGCAAUCGACAUGGCGAUGAUGAUGAUGAUAUGGAUAUAGAUGAUUCAUUUGCCCAAAGUGCACUCCGGAUGGACGAGGACAGGAACUUUGUGAGGAAUAUUGUGGACGAUGAAAGUGACAAAUCGCACGUUGAUCCAUCUCAUGAUGACAGCUCCAGCAAAGGAGAUGUAGAUGGUACAAGCGGGAAUGAUGAGUAUGUUGGUGAUGAUCUGUUUAAUUUUGACAUCGGAUUUGAUGAAUAUCAGCAAGAAUCAUUGGACAUGCACUGGAAGGUCAUGAGGAAGACGUUCAAGUCACUAGGAGAGGCUUACAUUUUCUAUAACCAGUAUGCUUACGAGCGUGGUUUCAGCGUAAGAAAGGACUCACUGAAAUAUUCGAAAGGUCCUGAGGGAACUAAGCGCUUGAGAAAGUAUCGGUGUGCGAGAGCUGGGAAACGACAGGCAAAACUUUGUACAAUGGAAGGCAGGACCCGCAGACUGAGAGGGGAGACUCGUUGCUUCUGCGAUGCGCAUAUAACUUUGAAACUUGAUAAAGAGCGUGACGUUUGGUAUGUCAGCAGUUUCAAUGAUGAUCACAGUCACGUUCUAGCUAGACCGGAUGAAGUCACGUUUCUUCGGUCUCAUAAUCAGAUAAAAGAAUAUCAGAAAGCUGAGAUCUUAACCAUGGCAGGUGCUGGAAUCAGGAAACAUAUGAUUUAUGAUCAACUCGUCAGUAGGUACGGGUCAUAUGCAAAGGCUGGUUUUGGGAGGAAGAAGCUUUAUAACAUGUGUUAUAGAGAAAAAAUGAAAUUGCUUGCACAAGGUGAUGCAGACACUGCCAUUGGGAUCAUGAUGACCAGAAAAGAGAGAGAUCCAGAUUUCUUCUUUGAGCACACCGUCGAUGAUGAAGGAAGGUUGAAAAACAUAUUCUGGUGUGAUUCUCAAUCACGUCGAGACUAUGUUGACUACGGUGAUGUGACAGUCUUCGACAGCACAUACAGGAUGAAUAGGUAUGGCAUGCCAUUUAUACCUUUUGUCGGUCUGAACAACCACCGUUGCACCACGGUAUUCGGUUGUGCUCUUGUGUCUGACGAGACGGAGGAUACAUAUGUCUGGCUGCUUCAGACAUUUUUGAGGGCUCAUUGUCAGAAGAGGCCCAGGUCAGUAAUUACUGAUGGAGAUGCAGCUAUGAUUAAGGCCAUAAGAAAGGAAGAUAUGAAGAAGGCACGGGAGCUUGAGGUCCUUGAGAGACUGAGAGGAGCAGACACUCACAGAUUCAUACUGACAUGGAAGGAAAAUAGGGAUAUGAGAUUCACUGUGGAGUACACCCCAGGUGCAGGUGACAGAGCUAGGUACAGUGAGUUGACUAUCUUAUCUGCUGAAGCAACUCAUAAAGCAUGUCAUAAACCAUUUUUAUUCGACAAGUUGAAGGCGGCUCUGAGGGACAUAAUAGAUAAUGAUUACACUGAGGAGGAUGAGCCUGGUGCGGGGGUACAGUUUGUGAACGACGAUGCAUUUGAGCCUAAUCAAGAUCAUGGUCUUGUUCGUGAUCCCGCUAAAGUUAACACCAAAGGCGCACCAAAACAGAAUGUUAAAGGCCGCGAACUGCCGUCGCUUAUUUUGACAGUGUCGUCGCUGUUGUUUUGA